This is a messenger RNA of Dothidotthia symphoricarpi CBS 119687, 1097 nucleotides long. Its product is annotated as NAD(P)-binding protein. The transcript has a single exon. Bases 26 to 958 code for a protein of 310 amino acids. The record is from RefSeq and is a predicted model, not a curated record. Lineage: Eukaryota; Fungi; Ascomycota; Dothideomycetes; Pleosporales; Dothidotthiaceae.
GCAUUCCUUAUUAAGCUUUUCAAAUAUGUCGAAACUUCUUGUUGUGUUUAGUGCUACAGGCCAACAAGGUGGCUCCGUUGUCGACACUGUGCUAGGAGAUGCGCAGCUGAGCAAAGAAUAUUCCAUCCGAGGAACGACUCGGGACCCGAGUAAGAAUAACGCACAAGAACUCGCAAACAAGGGAGUUGAAGUCGUCAAGGCCGAUAUUGACGACGCUGCCUCACUCAAGAAAGCCUUCGAAGGAGCACAUGUCGUCUUUGCCAGCACUGUCACCGUUUACGACGGCAAAGCAUACGAGCACGAAGUCGCUCAUGGCCGAGCCCUUGCUGAUGCUGCCGUCGCCGUUGGCGUACCUUUCUACAUCUACUCCACCCUACCCAAUGCCGGAAAGAUUUCGGGUGGCAAGCUCAAGAACAUGGGUCACUUCGAUGGCAAAGCUGAAGUGGAGCAGUAUAUCCGCACACUGCCCUUGAAGAGCGCCUUUUUCGCUCCCGGCUCGUUCAUGUCCAAUUUCAGCGCGACUAUGGCGCCGCAUCCGGCCGGCGACGGCACGUACGCUCUGUUUAACUUCGUCAGUCCGGAGACGAAGUUGCCCUUGAUCCACACUGCGAGAGACACUGGUAAAUGGAUUGGUGCCAUCCUGGCCGACUUCCCCAAAUACGAAGGCAAGGUGUUUAGCGCUGCUACAGCCCUCUAUACCUUCAAUGAGAUUGUGGACUCUAUGAACCGGUCUUCGGGGAAAUCGGUCGCGUACAGACAGCUACCGGAAGAGACGUGGCGUGGCUUCCUGCCUCCCACGAUGAAGGAUCAUGUUGCUGAGAUGCUACAGUAUAUCCAGGACUAUGGGUACUACGGCGAUAAUACUGAGGAAAAGGUCAAAUGGUCAGCGGAACAGGCGCGGGGCAAAUUGGUUACGUUGGAUGAGUAUUUCCAAGCGAAUCCUUUGAUUUUGGCGUAAGCGCGGAAACGGGUUUCUGUUCAUAUCACAGGUGUUGGGGGAUGCUAGAGUUGAGAAAGGUCCACCGUUUGAGUCACGUAUAUAUUACUGUUCCAACCGGGGUGUCACAGAAAAUGGCACGACUUUUAGAUGUGUCAGC